UUAGGUUACCGUCCUAUUCCAACAGACCCUUACCUGGGCGGGAAUUCGCCCUUGCCACCCCCUGUAAGUGACAGGAUGAGAAAGAGACGGGCUUUUGCUGAUAAAGAGUUGGAAAACAUUAUGCUAGAAAGAGAGUAUAAAGAGAGAGAGAUGAUGGAAGCUACACAAGCAGCUGCCCUUUUUCUCCCUAACCGCAUGGUGCAUGGAGCUGAAUACAACUCGUAUAAAACAGCUUUCAACACUACUCAAGUUGAUACUCCAAACAAGGAGUUUUGCAAUUUUUUGCCAACCUGCCUUGAUCUAACCAUGCAGUAUUCAGGAUCCAGCAACAUGGAACUAAUUUCUUCAAAUGUCAGUGUAGCUACUACCUACAGGCAGUAUCCCCUGCCUUCUAGGUUCUUAGUGUGGCCAAAAUGUGGCCCCAUUAGCGAUGCUCUCCUCUACCAGCAAUGCCUGUUAAACGCUACUACUGUCCAAGCUCUCAAACCUGGGGCAGGCUGGGAUGCCAAGGUCUCACAAAGUCAGGACUGUCCAAACACUGAGCACGACGUCAUGUCUCCAAAACUGGAAAAUUCACUCCUUCUGACUCACACGCAAGACAUUCAGCCAUCGUGUAAUGAGAUACCGUGCCUUCCUCAGGAAGCUCGUGAGAGGUCAGCUUUCUCACCUCCAAAAAAGACUUUCUCUCAGAUUUCUGAUAAGGAUUCUCUGGCUCCUCAGGAACAGGUGUUAAGCAAGAUCAGCAAGGACAGUGCCAAGCCCCUUCCACCGCUCAAAUACAAUACCUUUCAGUCGCUGUUCCAGCAAACGUUUCCUGACAGAUCAGGAGCAGAGUUGAGAACAUCAUUUGUGAAAGAGACUUUUGAAGAUGCUUCUAAGAAAUACAGAGAGUGUGCCAUUAAAGAGAACCAAAAAUACAAGUUUACAAUAGACAGCUGCGCAAAAGACUUCUGUGGGGCCAAACAGGCCACAACAAAACUUUCAACAACUGAGCCACUGUCAUUUUCAGUUGAAUCCAUUCUUAAACGACCUUCUUCUGCAGUUGCUAAUGUAUCUCAAUGA
This is a messenger RNA of Nipponia nippon (crested ibis), 1062 nucleotides long. Lineage: Eukaryota; Metazoa; Chordata; Aves; Pelecaniformes; Threskiornithidae. The record is from RefSeq and is a predicted model, not a curated record.